Molecule: messenger RNA, 2776 nt
Organism: Dermochelys coriacea (leatherback sea turtle)
Lineage: Eukaryota; Metazoa; Chordata; Testudines; Dermochelyidae
Gene: LSR
Product: lipolysis stimulated lipoprotein receptor
Exons: 9
Coding region: 450-2120 (556 amino acids)
Biological process (GO): establishment of blood-brain barrier; tricellular tight junction assembly
Cellular component (GO): tricellular tight junction; plasma membrane
Source: RefSeq, a predicted model, not a curated record
CCAUUUCCAAACUACAAAUUGGUUUGCCCCAAGCACCCUCCUCUGGGUACCUGGGCCGGACCAUUUUCAAACCCGGGAGGGGGAGGCAGGGAGACAGGUGAGAUGUUCGUGUAUUUUAAACCCCAGCUUUAAAGGGGAAGGGGGGGCAACCCCUGAUUCAAAGACACGAUGGAAUCAGAGUUGACAGCCCACGCCUGAGGGGCUGCUGCGCAGGAGGGAGGGAUUUCUCUUCUCCCCCCCCCCAACUGCCGCGAGGAAGUGGUACGUCCCGCCCCUUGGGCGAGGCUGCAGCACCUGAGCUGGAGACAGACGCGCGGAGCGGGCGGGCGAAGCUAUCGGGAGUCGGACGCGGCCGAAUCAAGCGGGUAGCGCCCCUCCCCCUUUGGCGGGAAGGGGGAGCCCGACGCGGGCGAAUCAACCCGGCCCCGUGUUGCUUGGGGGAGGCGGGGAUGGAGACCCAGGGACCCCAGCCGGCUCUGCGGACUCUGCUAUGGCUCCUGGUCGGCGCAUGGGUCUCAGGCCCUGCCCAUGGAAUGCAAGUCACGGUGCUGAACCCUUUCAAUGUGGUGAUCCUCUUCCAGCCUGUUACCCUGCAGUGCAACUAUCAGACCUCAGCCACCCAGCCGCCCAUAGUCACCUGGAAGUAUAAGUCCUACUGCCGGAGCCGCCUGGCCGAUGCCUUCAACCCCAGCAGUCAGGAGAACCAGAUCAACAACCAGCUGCAGCAGAACAACCCCGGAUACAACCCCUAUGUGGAGUGCCAGGACAACACUCGCACAGUGCGGGUGGUGGCUACAAAGCAGGGCAACGCCGUGACACUGGGGGACUUCUAUCAGGGGCGUCGGAUCACCAUCACCAACAAUGCCGACCUCAGCAUCGACCAGACCGCCUGGGGCGACAGCGGCGUGUACUACUGCACCGUCACCUCUUCACAAGACCUGCAGGGCAACAAUGAGGCCUAUGCGGAGCUCAUCGUGCUGGACUGGCUCUUUGUCAUCCUGGUGGUGCUGGGAUUCCUCCUCCUUCUCCUCCUCUUCGGUAUCUGCUGGUGCCAGUGCUGCCCCCACACCUGCUGCUGCUAUGUCCGGUGUCCCUGCUGCCCUGAGAAGUGCUGCUGCCCAGAAGCUCUCUACACCGCUGGAAAAGCUGCCACUGCUGGCGUCCCCAGUGUUUAUGCUCAGAGUGUCGGUGCCCCCAGUAUCUACUCCCACCCAAACCCGAUGAAGCUAGGUCCUCCUACUACCAUGAUCCCCAUGUCGCCCAUGUACAACGGUUAUGGGGCAGAGUACGACAGAGCCAGCUCCGUUGGUGGGAACAGCUCCCAGGUGCCCCUGCUCCGGGAUACCGAUAGUGGUGGGAACUCAGUGCGGAGUGGAUACCGGAUCCAGGCUAACCAGCAGGAUGACUCCAUGCGGGUCCUUUAUUACAUGGAGAAGGAGCUGGCCAAUUUCGACCCUACACGGCCAGGCCAAGCCAAUGGCAAGCUGGAGAAAACCUCAGUGAUGAGUGAGAUCAGCUCCCUCCAUGAAGACGACCGGCGCCAGGAGCUGCGCCAGGGGCUGGGGCGGCUGCGGACCCGGCCCAUGUCACCCAUCAGCGAUGUGGGGGAGGGGGAGAGCGGGCGGGGCAGUGAGGCCCGGCACCACCUCCUCCCCCCUCCCCGGCGGGGCGAGCGCUACGAGGAGGAGCAUUAUGCCCGGCGGCCCCGCUCCCACUCUGUGGAUGACCUGGACCGCGACUGGUCCCCACAGCCGGAGGGACGGGGCAGGGGGCGGGGCAGGCAGCGUCGGGACAGCUCCCCUGACUGGCGGGAGGAGGAAUACUACGGCCACCGGCGCAGCCGCAGCAGGGACGACCUGCGGGACCUCGAUAGGGGCCACUACGAUGGUCGGCUCCUGCAGGAGGCGCUGCACAAGAAGGGGAGGGCCGGCAGCCGUGAGGACCUGGACGGGGGCAGCGGGUCCAGCGCGCGAUCAGGGAACAGGAGGGACCGGGAUGAAGAUGGCUUCCCCCCACCGCCGCCACCCUACACAGAAACAGAGUCGGUCUCCUCCCGGGGCAAGAAUGACCGCAAGCUCCGACGGAACCACGACCUCAGCAGAGAGAGCUUGGUGGUUUAAAUGCAAUCCACUUUCCUUCCCGAUCGCUUCCACCACCAGUGUGGGAGAUGGAGGCCGUGGAUCUGAGAUGGUCGCGUCUUUCCUCGGAGGGCACACAGGACACUGGCUGGCCCGUUGCCAUGAGGCUCAGCAAAGCAGUUCGAGCCUUGUCUACCUGGAUGCUUUUAUUUUGAAUUGGAUCAACGUGCAGCCUGAGACUUCUCAAGUCAGGCAAGGGACAGGGGCUCCGGAUUGCCACAGAAAAGCAGGGCAUUUCCUGGGAAAUCUGGAGCCCUUGUCGGGGAAGAGGAUGUGUCUAAAUUUUAGCCUUAAUUUUAAUAUAGCAUUUGGUUGAAAUAUUUGGGCCAGCUCCUCAACUGGUCUAAAUUGAUCUCAGUUGAGCGACGUCCACUUGACACCAGCUGGAGACCUGGCCAAUUAUUUUGGCUCCAAUUCCCACAGAACUGUAAAUUUUGUUUCUCUGGAUAUUUUUAAAUAUUUUGAAGCUUUAAGACUAACUUUUUUUCAAAGCUGUCUUAAAAUUACAUACGUUUUUUAGCAGAGUUGUGGAAUCCCAGAUGCUGUACAUACUUUUGCAAAAAGCUGUGCCGGUUUUUUAUUGGUAGGCUUUUGAGAUUUUUCUGAUUGUUGUAGAAAAUAAAAAAUUCAGCUAAAAA